Molecule: messenger RNA, 2061 nt
Organism: Musa acuminata AAA Group (dessert banana)
Lineage: Eukaryota; Viridiplantae; Streptophyta; Magnoliopsida; Zingiberales; Musaceae
Product: DNA-directed RNA polymerases II, IV and V subunit 11-like
Exons: 6
Coding region: 66-428 (120 amino acids)
Biological process (GO): transcription by RNA polymerase II
Cellular component (GO): RNA polymerase II, core complex
Molecular function (GO): protein dimerization activity; DNA binding
Source: RefSeq, a predicted model, not a curated record
GGCGGUUCUACUGAUCGGUCGUGGGUUUGGUUAGUACAAGGACAAGGAGGACGAGAGGCGGAGAAAUGAACGCUCCGGAUCGUUACGAGCGCUUUGUUGUGCCUGAGGGCACCAAGAAGGUUUCAUAUGAGAGGGACACCAAGAUCGUCAAUGCGGCCUCCUUCACCGUCGAGCGCGAAGACCACACGAUCGGAAACAUCCUCCGAAUGCAGCUGCACAGAGACCCCAGUGUGCUCUUUGCGGGUUACAAGCUUCCACACCCCUUGCAGUACAAGAUCAUAGUUAGGAUCCAAACGACAAGCCAGUCUUCACCGACUCAGGCAUAUAACCAGGCGAUCGAUGACCUCGACAAGGAGCUUGACUAUCUGAAGAAGGGUUUCGAGGACGAGAAGAACAGGUACGAUGAAAAGCUUAGGCAGGGAUACUAGGUGGAUGAUAUGGCGGAUGAGCGCGAGCUUGAGUAAUGUAUUGCAAGUGUUUUUUUUUCUGGUGGUGACUGAAAUAAUUAAAAAUUUAGAUUAUUAACAUGCAAUCUAUGAUGGACAUGAACUUUAACGUAAUGUGGUGACUUGGGUCUAAGUUUAUUACUCAGUGAGUUGGAUUAUAGAAAGGUUAACUUGAGGACAAUGUCUCUCUGCAACAUUUGAAUUAAAUCUGUGGGGAUGUUUACAUUUGCACACAGCAAUCGUGAUGUUGGGAUUUGUAGGAGGAGGCUUUGAUAAGUGUUGUAUAUAAAGGUAAUAAUUUUAGCUGUCAAUUGAUUAGAAUAGAUUUUUAGCUGUAGAUUGAAUAGGAUAGAGACCUGCCCUUUUGAAGGAAUUGAAUGGUGCCCUCUCUUAUGCUCCAAAACAAUACAAGGGUUGAUGGAACAACCUUCUCCUACGAAUUAAUAUGAGAGAACCAUCCAUGGAUUAAAGUUGAAAAUGAUUUCUCAAUUGCCACCGUAGGCAGAUCCUAAUAAAUUUCAGUGUGGCAAGAACAGAUAGUUUCUUGUUGAAGUUAAAAUUCUCGUUAAGUCCCCUUUUAUCUUGAUAAUAAAUUACAAGAGUGCAUUGCAUGUUCCUAACCUUUUGGGCCUUAAUUAAUAUCCUACCAAAUUUUACUGCAUGUUGUGUACAUCCUUGCUCUAGUUGUCCAAUGGACCAGGAUUCUCAUCAGUCAAUCGGCAUUAUACCAUCAUCCGUGGAGAGUGCCCCUGCCACUGCUGCCUUGUGGGGAAGGCAUGGGAUUUAACCCCAUCCAAUUCCCUACCAACAAACAGUUGCAAGGGAGACCGAAGGGCUAAAUCCUCAAACCCCAUCCUCUCUUCUCCGCCCUUCUCGGUCUCUCUCUCCCUCCGCACCCCCACCCCCCCCCCCCCCCCCCCCCCGCCUUCUCUUCACUCCCAAAUCUCUUCUUCCUCCUCCUCUACCAUGCCAACCCCCCACAGUGGGUAAUAAAUACUCCCCAACCCCACCAAAUUCCCUCCUCCCAUACCCUUCCAAGACCAAAAGAAGAAGACCGGCCUCUUCUCACGAAGAGACAUGGCUUGUGCCUCUGCACCUCAAUCUCUCCUCCUCUGCCUCUUUCUCCUCUUCUUUGUUGCCUCCACAUCCCACCUCACAUUCUCCGCAGAUGCUGCGGGCGGGCCGACGGCGUCGAUGAAGCCGGCGUCGGCGGUGGCGCCGGGGCUCAAAUCGGUGCUGAUCGACGAGGCCAAGCGGCGCCGACUCAGCAGCUUCCAGAUAUGCGCUCUCUGCACCUGCUGCGGAGGCCCGCGGGGCAUCUGCCUUCCUUCUCCAUGCUGCUACGCCAUCAACUGCAACAUCCCCAACAGGCCCUUCGGUUUCUGCUCCUUCACCCCCAAGACAUGCAACUGCUUUGGGUGCCACCUCUGAGACGCUCUUCUUCCCCUCCUAGGUUAUGAUCUCUACUUGCUUGAUCAUAUCACUGUGUGUGUUGGGAGUGCCAAUUGGAAAGGAAGAAUGUUCCUUUUGCUUGCCUUGGUAUUGGUUUACAUGUGUUGGAUCUGCAUAGGGGAUGAUUAAAAGUGUUUAUACUGAGUGGUACUUCUAAUUUCUA